AUGACCCACCCUGACUCCGACACCCCCUUGUCCGCUGCAGACGGCUCUCGGGGAGGCAAGGUCAAAGGGGUGAUGACCCUGGGCCCCUCGUUUUACCGUCCCCGUGACUCAACAACAGAUCUCAGCCAGUGGUAUUCUCUGAAGCCUUACAGAACAACCAAACCGCCAGCGCAGGCCUCGCCUCCCCCCUCCACCGUCCUGUCCCAGCUCCAAUGUGAGGAGAGCCAGGAGCUGGGCCCCCCUCCCUCUGUGGACGAGGCAGCCAACACCCUGAUGACGCGCCUGGGCUUCCUACUGGGAGACAAGAUGAACGAGGGACAGCCGGGCUCACAGUACGACAUGGACGACCACGACAGCCAGGGCAUGAUGUCAGUGACCCAGCGGAUCAGCCCCUGCUCCAGCCUGGCCAGCAGCACAGCCUCCCCCCCUGCAGGCAGCCCCUGCUCCACGCUGCCCCCCGGAGGGGCCUCCGGGAACCACGCCUCCGGAGACUGCGCCUAUGGUUCCAUCACCAGCCCCACCUCCACCCUGGAGAGCAGGGACAGCGGCAUCAUCGCCACRCUGACCAGCUACUCUGAGAAUGCUGACCGGGGUGGGGGGAAGCACGGGGACGGCUCGCGGGGUAGCCUGAAGCUGUGGCAGACCCAGAAGUGUUCGGGCACAGACUCGUUCCUGUACCGCGUGGAUGAGAACAUGGCUGCCUCCACCUACAGCCUGAACAAGAUCCCAGAGAGGAGCCUGGAGACGGCCCACUCCUCCCAUUCUGCCCACUCCAUCCCCCUCUACCUCAUGCCCCGGCCCAACUCUGUGGCAG
This is a messenger RNA of Salvelinus sp. IW2-2015, 814 nucleotides long. Its product is annotated as protein TANC2-like. The record is from RefSeq and is a predicted model, not a curated record. NCBI's taxonomy places the organism in Eukaryota, Metazoa, Chordata, Actinopteri, Salmoniformes, Salmonidae.